This is a messenger RNA of Lotus japonicus, 1399 nucleotides long. RefSeq names its product putative serine/threonine-protein kinase. The transcript is spliced from 6 exons. NCBI's taxonomy places the organism in Eukaryota, Viridiplantae, Streptophyta, Magnoliopsida, Fabales, Fabaceae. The coding region runs from base 147 to 1268 and encodes 373 amino acids. Gene Ontology annotation, biological process: protein phosphorylation. The record is from RefSeq and is a predicted model, not a curated record. Gene Ontology annotation, molecular function: ATP binding; protein kinase activity.
GAAAAAGUCAAGAAAAUCUUGUCUCAACCUGACAAGCUACCUAUGUGUGCCGACUUCCAAUCGAGUCAUCGUCUUUGUCCCCUUAACAUGCUCUUUCUUCAAUCGGCUUCCAUUUCCAAACCCUUCACCAAUCACACACCAAGAUCAUGAAGAAUCCUUGUUCAUUUUCUAGUUGUUUCUCAGCACCGGUCAAAGAACAAAUUACCAAUCACGAAAAGUUAGAGGAAGAUAAUGAUGGAAGCUUUCGCAUAUUCACUUAUAGCGAAUUGAAAUCUGCCACCCGUGGUUUUCACUACUCGGAAAAGGUUGGAGAAGGAGGCUUUGGUUCUGUCUACAAGGGGCAGCUUAGAGAUGGCACUUUGGUGGCUGUGAAAGUGAUUUCAAUUGAGCUGGAAUCGUUGCGAGGAGAGAGGGAGUUCAUAGCAGAAUUGGCUACACUAGCAAACAUCAAGCAUCAAAAUUUAGUCCUUCUAAGGGGGUGUUGUGUCCAAGGAGCCCACAGAUAUUUAGUCUAUGAGUACAUGGAAAACAACAGCCUUCGCCACACUUUCUUAGGUUCAGAGCAUAACAAGGUGAGAUUUAGCUGGGAAGUAAGGAGGGAUGUAUCCAUAGGUGUGGCCAAGGUGCUUGCCUUUCUCCAUGAGGAACUUAAGCCUCAUAUUGUCCAUAGGGAUAUCAAAGCAAGCAAUAUCCUUCUUGAUCAAAAUUUGACACCAAAAGUUUCAGACUUUGGUUUGGCAAAGCUACUAAAAGAUGAAAAAUCCUACAUAAGUACUCGAGUUGCAGGGACAUUGGGUUAUCUUGCUCCAGAGUAUGCCAGUUCUGGACAGCUAACACGAAAAUCAGAUGUUUAUAGCUUUGGAGUACUACUCUUAGAAAUUGUCAGUGGCAGAGAAGUAGUAGAUUAUCAUCAGGAUAUGGAACAAUUUUUAGUAGAGCAGGCUUGGGAAGCGUAUGAAGGUAAUGAUCUAUUGAGCAUGGUGGAUCCAGUGUUGAAUAUGAAUAUUCCGGUUGAAGAAGCAAAACGAUUCCUAGUGGUUGGACUGCGUUGUGUGCAAGAAACCGCCAAGCUUCGGCCACGAAUGUCUGAGGUUGUAGAGAUGCUGACCAACAGUAUUGAUAUGGAAGAAGACGGUCAUAAUAUUUCAAAACCAGGAUUUGUCAGCAACAUCAGAAAGAGGCAGCAAGCGCAAACAUUAGAAGAAUCAAGUUCUGCUACAGCAAAUUUUUCAAGCUCCAUGUGGAGUACUACCAAUCUCGCACGUUAGAUUUACAAUUCUGAGGUUUUGGUGCUGAAUAGAAUCAUGCCAAAAUGUCCAUAGCAUCAUUGAAGUUGAUCAAUUUUUACCAGUGUUUAUAGUCUCUCCUUUUUUUUUGCAUCAUAAAUUAAUUUUUUUCA